AUGGAUUCUACACCAGACGCUAUAAGUCCCUCAAAGUCGAAUUCGUCUAUUGAUGAUGGAUUCGAAUCUAACAAUUCAAAAAUUAUCAACCAAAAGGAUGACAUUCAACAAUCUGAGUGUGAAAUUGAGUCCCCAAACAACAAUAAAAGUGCCUUAAUGGCCGUUGCACUUUCGUGUGGUAUGGUCGCUUUCGGUGGUUUCAUUUUUGGUUGGGAUACUGGUACUAUUUCAGGUUUCGUUGCUCAAACAGAUUUCUUAAGAAGAUUUGGUCAAAAAAAUGCAGAUGGUACCCACUAUUUGUCCAAGGUUAGAACUGGUCUAGUUGUCUCUAUUUUCAACAUUGGUUGUGCCAUCGGUGGUUUAGUUCUAGCCAAAUUGGGUGACACUCACGGUCGUAAAUUGGCUUUGGCUAUUGUCGUCUCCAUCUACAUUGUCGGUAUUGUUAUUCAAAUUGCAUCCAUUAACAAAUGGUACCAAUAUUUCAUUGGUAGAAUUAUUUCAGGUCUAGGUGUCGGUGGUAUUUCCGUUCUGUCGCCCAUGUUAAUUUCCGAGGUGUCUCCAAAGCAACUGAGAGGUACGUUGGUCUCCAGUUAUCAACUGAUGAUCACAUUGGGUAUCUUCCUAGGUUACUGUACCAACUUCGGUACCAAGAACUACGACAACUCUGUUCAGUGGAGAGUUCCAUUGGGGUUGAGUUUUGCCUGGGCUUUACUGAUGAUUGGUGGUUUGUCUUUUGUUCCAGAAUCCCCACGUUACUUGAUCGAAAAGGGUAGGAUGGAUGAAGCUAGAGAUUCUCUUGCCCAAGCCAACAAAUGUGCCCCAGAUCAUCCAUUUGUGCAACAUGAAUUGGAUACCAUUUCAGCUAGUGUUGAAGAAACCAGAGCUGCCGGUGAUGCCACGUGGAUGGAAUUGUUCAAACCAUUUAUGUUCAAGCGUACGUCUAUGGGUGUUAUGAUUCAAUCUCUACAACAGUUGACUGGUGACAAUUACUUUUUCUACUACGGUACUAUUGUUUUCAAGGCUGUCGGUUUGGAAGACUCGUUUGAAACCUCAAUUGUCUUCGGUGUUGUAAACUUCUUUUCCACCUGUUGUUCUCUAUACACUGUCGACAGAUUUGGCCGUCGUAACUGUUUGUUGUGGGGUGCCGUUGGCAUGAUUUGCUGUUACGUUGUAUAUGCCUCCGUCGGUGUUACCAGAUUAUGGGCUGAUGGUCAAGACAAUCCAUCCAAGGGUGCAGGUAACUGUAUGAUUUGCUUUGCCUGUUUCUACAUUUUCUGUUUCGCCACUACCUGGGCUCCAAUUGCCUACGUCAUUAUUUCUGAAACUUUCCCAUUGAGAAUCAAGUCCAAGGCUAUGUCUCUGGCUACCGCCUCCAACUGGAUUUGGGGUUUCUUGAUUAGUUUCUUCACUCCAUUCAUCACUCAAGCCAUCAACUUCUCGUACGGUUACGUUUUCAUGGGCUGUAUGGUUUUUGCCUACUUCUACGUCUUCUUCUUCGUCUCUGAGACCAAGGGUCUAACUCUAGAAGAAGUCGAAGUCAUGUACAGCGAAGGUGUUCUGCCAUGGAAGUCUUCUGCCUGGGUUCCACCUUCCAGAAGAGCUGCUGAUUAUGAUGUUGAUGCCUUGAUGCACGACGAUGUUCCCUUCUACAAGAGAGUCUUUGCCAGAAACUAA
Molecule: messenger RNA, 1674 nt
Organism: Huiozyma naganishii CBS 8797
Lineage: Eukaryota; Fungi; Ascomycota; Saccharomycetes; Saccharomycetales; Saccharomycetaceae
Product: sugar porter family MFS transporter
Exons: 1
Coding region: 1-1674 (557 amino acids)
Biological process (GO): transmembrane transport; carbohydrate transport
Cellular component (GO): plasma membrane
Molecular function (GO): carbohydrate:proton symporter activity
Source: RefSeq, a predicted model, not a curated record